Molecule: messenger RNA, 6120 nt
Organism: Felis catus (domestic cat)
Lineage: Eukaryota; Metazoa; Chordata; Mammalia; Carnivora; Felidae
Product: olfactory receptor 52B2
Exons: 1
Coding region: 364-1332 (322 amino acids)
Biological process (GO): G protein-coupled receptor signaling pathway
Cellular component (GO): membrane
Molecular function (GO): olfactory receptor activity; G protein-coupled receptor activity
Source: RefSeq, a predicted model, not a curated record
CACUGUCAGUGCAGAUCCCGAUACAGGGUUUGAACUCACGAACCAUGAGAUCAUGACCUGAGCUGAAACCAAGAGUCAGACGCUUAAUUGACUGAGCCACCCAGGCGCCUCUGUCUCUAUUGGUUCCAGAAGCAUGCUUGACACAGAAGGUCUACAUGCUAAUGAGGCAUCAAGGGUCAGAAGUCAUUCCUACACUCAAGUGAGCAUUCUCUGGGAGAACUUGCCUGUGGAGAGUCCCAUGGUUUAGAACUUGAUGCUCUCUUGUAUGAUCUCCAUACACACUCAGAGAUCCUUUCUGUUCCUGUCACUUUCAGCAGACUCAUCAGCUUCUGAGUCAUUAUAGAGAGGACUCUAAAGUGCAUCAUGACUCACACCAACUUUACCAUCUUUCACCCUGCAGUUUUUGUCCUACUGGGCAUCCCUGGAUGGGAGGCUUAUCACAUUUGGCUGUCAAUACCCCUCUGCCUCAUGUAUAUCACUGCCAUCGUGGGGAACAGCAUCCUGAUAGUGGUCAUCAUCACAGAACGUAAUCUUCAUGAGCCCAUGUACUUCUUUCUCUCCAUGCUGGCCAUCACGGACAUCCUGCUGUCCACUACUACCGUACCCAAGGCUCUAGCCAUCUUUUGGCUCCAUGCCCAUGACAUUGCCUUUGAUGCCUGUGUCACCCAAGUUUUCUUUGUCCAUGUGAUGUUUGUGGGGGAGUCAGCCAUCCUGUUAGCCAUGGCCUUUGACCGCUUUGUGGCCAUCUGUGUCCCCCUGCAUUAUACAGCCGUGCUAACAUGGCGUGUUGUGGGAAGGAUUGGUCUGGCCAUUGUCACCAGAAGCUUCUGCAUCAUCUUCCCAGUGAUCUUCUUAUUGAAGCGGCUGCCCUUCUGCCGGACCAACAUUGUCCCCCAUUCCUAUUGUGAGCAUAUUGGAGUGGCCCGCUUGGCCUGCGCUGACAUCACCAUUAACAUCUGGUAUGGCUUCUCAGUGCCCAUUGUCAUGGUCAUCGUGGAUGUGAUCCUAAUUGCUGUGUCUUACUCACUGAUCCUCCGAGCCGUGUUUCGUUUGCCCUCCCAGGAUGCCCGGCACAAGGCCCUUAGCACUUGUGGCUCCCACCUCUGUGUCAUCCUUAUGUUUUAUGUUCCAUCCUUCUUUACAUUAUUGACCCACCGCUUUGGACAUAACAUUCCUCGACAUGUCCAUAUUCUGCUGGCCAAUCUUUAUGUGGUGGUGCCACCAAUGCUCAAUCCCAUUGUCUAUGGUGUGAAGACUAAGCAGAUCCGGGAGGGUGUAGCCCACCGGUUCUUCGACAUCAGGACUUGGUGCUGUGCUUCCCCUCCGGGCUAAUGUCUCCUCAGGAAUCUGCCCUCCAAGCUUUAUCAAGGAAAUUAAGUGUGAAAUACAGAGAUUUCCUGGACUAAGAGGGCUUUUACUUCUCUUCCUCUUUUUCUUCGUGGACCUUCUUUGUGGUCCUCCUCCAACUUUUCUUUUUUCCUCUUCUGGUUCUUCAUCUUUGCCUUCUUCUCCUGUUUCUUUGUAUUCUUUAUCUUCUUCUCUUCUCACACCCCUCCUCCACAACCCAGGAAUAAUAACUAAGCAUACAUGCUUCUGAUGUGAACAUUUGGUAUCUUCAGUAGACCAGACAUACUCCAGAAACACAGAGAACUGAACAUAACAUGAAGUGAGUUAUGAGUACUUGGAUAAAAAUAGUUUUAUAUUUAACAUCUGAAGAGAUUACAGUUUCUUUUUUUUUUUUUAUCUCCAAAUGUGCGUUGAUUCUUUGUACAAACUCAAGUAGCUCUUCACUCACUUUUAUAAUGGCAGUUGUUUUUGAAAAACAGUCAUACGUGUCCUUCAGCCAUCUGGAAAACUGCUCAUUCUUCAAAUUUCAGAUCAAGAACUACUUUCCCUGAAAACUCUUUCCUGACUUUUCCAGGCAGUCCAAGGUUCCUAUCUUUGUACACUGAUUGCAUCUUGUACAAAUCUCAAAAUGUAUGCAGUGAAUUGUAAGAGGUUGUUUAUUUAUUUGUACCCCUAAUUGAUUGUAAAUUCCUUGAAAUCAGAAGAGUAUGUGUCAUUCAUAUUUGUACUCUCAGUGCAUUAUAAAAUGCCUGGGACACAAUAAAUGUUUGAGAAAUGAAUGGGAGCACAACUACCCAAUUACCUCCUGAUGUUAGAACAGCAUUUCUCUUAUGCACUUAAAUGAUCAGCUAAAUUAGUCCACACACCAGGGAUGAGUAAACCAGUUCCUCACAAAGUCACUUUGGUGUCAGGGAAGUAAACAAGCUGCAGAUUGCAGAGUUUCUUACUUCUUGCAUGUUUGCUGUAACACAGAGAUCAGGGAAUAGACUAGAGUAGGAGGAAACAGGUUACUCUUGAUUUUCUCUUCUAACCUGGCUCCUACCCUUCUCAUUAUUAGUAAUUAUAGCACAUUGUUCCUGGACAGGUUAGCAAAAUUGGAGUAGUCUCUUGGAGUUCACAGUCUUGACCUUCAUUCUUUCAUGCUUUUUCAGAAAAGGUCAUGUACACUCAUUUCUUCAACCACCACUGACGCAAAUGAGUACAACAUCUCUUUCUCCAUCCUAGAACUCUUUUUUGGGGUAUUAGAUGUGUAAAUCUACGUAUUAACUGGAUAUCUCCUCCAGAAUGUAGAACUAUAUCAUUCAGGCUAGCUUUUCUUCCCGUUCCAUUCCUUUUCUUAGGAACUAGAUUAUGAUGAUUCCAGCAACUACAUUGAGCUGGAAACCCUGGGGGAAUUUCUCAAAUUCCUCUCUGUCCUGUUCCUCAAGAAGUUAAUGAUUGUUAUCAAUAUUGAUUGUACCACUAAAUAGCUAUGUGGAUAAUAUUUGGAGUCCUGUCAGGAUUAAAGCAUUGCCCCUAUUGCUUUCUAGCUGUAUGAAUAUGUGAAAUAUAUUUCAUCUGUAAAAUGGGGAUAGUAAUAAUAUCUCAUAGGGUUGUUGAGAGGAUUAAGUGAAAUAAACCAUAUAUGUAGCAAUUAACACAAUCCUUGUCUCAUCAUAAGUAUCUGAGAAAUAUUUCAUUAAUGCUAAGUUCUUAGUAUUGUUAGUCUUCUUUGUAACAUUGCCUCUACCAAUUAAUUAUGUCUGUUAUCAUCUUUCACCUCAGAUACUGCAUUAGCUUCUUAAUUGAUUUCAUUGUUUUCAGUCUUUUACACUGUAACCUAAACUACCAAUUGACUCAAAGUUAAACAUUCUAAAAGGCAUGGCUAAUGAUACUGCUUUCUGUCAAAUACUUUCAAGUAAUCUUCAUUACUUAUAGAACUGUUUUCCAUAGAAUGUUCUACAGAAAUAGCGGAUAUCAUAAUGGAUAUUUAAUAAAAAAGUUCCAUGGUCAAAUAACUGAAAAAUGCUUACACUCUGUGGUCAUGCAUAUGUCUGUCCAAGGGAAGGCUAGAGUUUGCAGCAUAUCUCCACACUAAAGUGACCAUUGAUAUUUGUGUCCACAUCCAUAUAAUUUUUCUGAGAGCAUUUCACUUUAUAUCUCUAAAAUAACCUACUGUUCCAUUAGCCACAGUUUAGAAAUCAUGGGACUACAGGGUAAUUUCUAAACUAAGCAUUAACUUCAUAAUCUAGUCCUAACUGACUUUUCCAUUACUAUCUCAAAACACACCAUAUAGUAAUACAUAGAUAAUAAUAAUAAUUAAAACAAUACCUAAUGUUUAUUAAGAGAUCUAUGCUGGGAACCAUGUUAAGUGCUCUGCUGCAUUAGCUUAUUUAAUCCUUAUACAGCCUUAUGAGAUAGUACCUUUGCUAUCUCUGUUUUAUACAUAGGGGCACCCAAGGUUCAGAGAGGAUGAGUAAUUAAAGCCAUUCAGCUGGCAAAUGGUAGAAUAUUGAUGUCAAUUCCUUUUUGAAGUCUUCGCCAAUACCCCCCAAGUCAGAGGUGAUAACUUUGUCCUCUGGUUCUCCACAGCAAUGACAUUAAUGGUUUCAACUGAAUAUUAAUUACUCUAUGAAGUCAUCAGAACUUGGGUUCUGUGAGAGUAGAGAAUAUGUCUUACUCAUCACUAUAGUUCCACCAUCUAGCAUAGGGUUCCCUAUGUAUAUUUAUAGAUUGCUAAUUUGAAAUGUUGGUGAGGUGUUUGACCUCUGGACCCUUCACUGUUAAAUAUUGUCUAAUUUAUCACUGAAAAUCAUUUGGACGGACACACACACACACACACACACACACACACACCACUUAAUUCCUUGUGAUCUAUUAUUUCUUCUACAUCUCCACAGGUUUCUAUGUACAUUGAGGUCUAGCAGGUAUAGGCAGGGUUUUAAUGUUCUAUGUAUUGACUAGCAGCAACUCAAAUCCAGUCUGUCCAUAUCUUAGCCAGAGACAUGGAGUCAUUAACAGGUGCUGUGUGUACAGACUGCUGCAGGUAGGACAUAGAUUGCCCACCCACUCUGGUUCCUGGGUGAGUGAUCCCUGGAGAUUAGUCCUCCUGGGGUCUGCUUCUGUCUAAUUGAACCAGACACUCCCUAAAGACCUAGUGGAAUAGAAGCUCUCUUCUUGCCCAAGGGAUUCCUGUGGAUGAGGUUCAAAUACUGUCUGUCCUAUUUUGCUCCAGAGUCUGCAUCUGUCUGCUUCUUUCACAUGUUGGGGAAGAACUUUCUCUUGAUCUUGGGUAAGUUUCUGGGAAGGUGAUAAAUAUUUGGUUCUCAAGAAUUUUAGGUUUUCCUGAAAUAAACUGAAUAAAUUAUUGAUUCAGAUGAGAUCUUCUUGAGUCCUCUGGAUAAUGUAGUAUAAGUACACACUUGACCUCUUAAACUGUUGCAGAGAUUUUGACUAUGCAGAGCGGGGAGUAUGGCUGAUUUUUUCCCCCAGAAUUAAAGUGGUUAAAAAAAAUAUUGAACACUGAAAAGUAAGUGUAUUAAAACUCAAAGCAUUAAGUUUAAAUAUACUAUUUAUAUAAAAGUUAGAAUUUAUUAUACUUUUACUGGCUUUGGUGGGAGAAAUUCAUAGAUAAUGCUUCCAAAAUAAAAUUAGGGAAAAAAUGAACCAUUAAAAUCACAUAAAACACACACAUAUAUAUAGGUGCUCCCAUUUUCCCUUUUGUCUUGGGCUCUGAUAUGGUUCAGUACAGCCUGGUCAAUUCUGUCUUUAUUUUAAAUUUUGACAUACUGUUCAUCAUGGAUAUUUUGCAUUAAUUUUGAUUUAAAAAUUGUAUUAAAAUAUUACUUAUCCUGUUUACUGAUAUUUUGGUGCCUGCUUACAUUUUUCGCUGAGGUAAGUUCUCACUCAUUUCCCUUUAGUCCUGAUCUUAGGAGACUCAACACCUGGACGGCAGAGCACAGUUACAAAGACAUGUGGUCCUCCUUCAAUCUUUAUGAACCUGAUAGUUAGAAAUGUACCUUUCAGUUUCAGGAGCAAAGACAUUUCCCUUUGUGUUCAAGCCAAAAUGAGGUGGGAUUUUCUGUUACUUAUAACGUGAAGUGUUAUCAUGGAUACAAGAGAGAAGAAAAGAAUUAUUCAUUUUAAUUUUCAGUUUGCUUUUUCACUUAACUGUACACCAUGGCUGAUACCUUUUUUCUUAAAAAUGGAAACAGAACAUUCUAUUGUAAUGUAUAUGCCAUGAUUUAUUUAUUGCUUGACUGAUGGAUAUGAAAGCUGUAAUAAUUUCUUUUAUUACAGCAACGAUAUAGCGAUGAAUAUCCUUAUAGAUAUAUCUUUAUGUUCUCAUGCUGUGCUACCAGCACUGGGGCUAAUUGUUUUUGUUAUGUUUUCCAGUCUGGUAGGAAAGCUAUGAUAUUUCAAUAUCACAGAUUUUUUUUUAACAUAUUGAACAUCUAUUCUUGUGUAUAUUGGCCAUUUUUCUUGUAGUGUGAAUUGCCUAUUUUGAUUCUUUGCACAUUUUCUGUUCAUUCCUCAUUCAUUUAUACUAACUUUUAAUUUUUAAAGAUAUUAACCUUUUGUCUAUUUUAUGUUUUAUAAUUUUUUCCUCCUAGAAUUAUUUAUUCUUUUGGAAUUUAUUCUUGUCUACAUUGUUGCAUAAAUGCAUCAUUCAAUUAUUACUAUCCAUGAAAUAUCAUUUUCUUAUCUUAGAAAGAUCUUUCCAGACAAAAAUAUUUUCCUAUGUUUUUACCUACAAACUUCCCUUUAAUUUUUAAUAAUUUUUGGUUUUGUUUU